UCAUCAAGACAGGGAGUCCCUGUAAUUUACAAAAGAAUCUGACUUGAGACAGCAGUCAGUUACAAACCUGGCUUACAAAAAACACAGCCAAAAUAAGGACCAACCAGUAUAUGGUUAUUCAAACAAGUCCAACUCACUUUAUUCUUGGACCCAUCAAUUGGCAAACUAUGUUAAGUUUUCCAUACCAAUUCCUGAAACAGAUGGAGAGAAUGUUAUUACUAAUAAAAGGUAUAUCUUUAUGGUACUUGAUGCCUUUUAAGGUAAGGAAGUAAUGUCUGACUGUAUUGCAUUCCCUUUCACAGCAGGCCACAUUAUCUCUUAACUAAUAAUAAAUGGCACUCACCUUAUUCGCUGUUGCCAUUAUUACUGCUUUACACAGACUCAAUAUAUAUAGUCAACAAUCUCUUCUGCAACUCCUCCAUCAUCUCUUAGAGGGCAUAAGCUGAUUGCUGAAGAAGCUUUAAUGGCUUCAUAUACCCCAAGACUUCUGGCUUUAACCUUGUUGGUAGCUUUUUCUGUUAUCCAUCCCUCUUCAAGUGUUCCCAAUGAGACUCUGGUAGCCAUCUGCUCUAAAACUUACAACCCGAUAUUGUGUGAGAGUAUUCUCAGAGGAGAUCCGCGAACUAGUUCUGCCGACCUCCCUGAGCUGUCACUGGUAUCUAUCAACCUGACAAUUGAACAAGCUGCAAACAACAGCCAAGUUUUUGUAGAAUUCCAUGACAACACCACUGACCCAGCAUUGAAGAAGGGGUUCAACAGUUGUGUGGAACUCUAUCAGUUGAUGGAAGACAAUCUUGACAAAGCUUAUCAUCGUUCGGAGGGGGGAGACUACAGGAACAUCACUGAAUUGGUCCAAUCGAGCAAUCAAGCUGUAGAGUGUGCAUCCGCGCUGGCAAUAAACUUGGUAACCAUUGAUGCUCUUACCAGGGCUGUGGUCUCAAAAUGUGAGACUUCAAUAAGUGUGAACCAAUAUAUUGCUAGAUCAAAAGCUUAGAAAAUUUACAUCAAUAAAGAAAAGAAUAAUGCUGUGACAUUUUGUCAUCUUAGAUUCCUAUCAUGAGAAAAGUAUUUAGUUCCAUGGAUUGCUUAUAGAACAACCAAACAUCCAACCAUAAGAGUUCCAUUUGGAAACUAUAUUCAGGGAGAAAUUAAGUUGUUAAUGAUUUGCUUAUAAGUGGUGUUGUUUGUUUCACGAAGAUAGAAGCACAAGGAAUUGAAUAGUAUUCUGAAUCAGCUGGAAACAAGUCUCCUAACAAUAUGUGCUUCCAAUUGCCAAAGGAUGCAGUGUGGGGAUGAAAGCCAUACAUUUUCUCUGUAACAGAUCUACUUUCUGCAUUCAGUUUCAACAGUUGUAAAUGAACCUAGUUUCUUGAUUAGUUUUAGUCAGCUGACGAACUUGUCUUCCCAUUCUCAAUGCCAGGGUGCCAUAGCAAAACCAUGGGCAUUAAUUUAUUGGAAACCAUGGCCAAAGGUAGACUCCAGCUGGCUAAUAAAGGCGUUUGU
Molecule: messenger RNA, 1503 nt
Organism: Theobroma cacao (cacao)
Lineage: Eukaryota; Viridiplantae; Streptophyta; Magnoliopsida; Malvales; Malvaceae
Product: pectinesterase inhibitor-like
Biological process (GO): negative regulation of catalytic activity
Molecular function (GO): pectinesterase inhibitor activity
Source: RefSeq, a predicted model, not a curated record